GUUACAAUCGAUCUUGGGGGGAAAAUAUUGCCUAUGGUCCAAAAAUAAGGAGCAACUAUGUCCUUCUCUCAGUUCGGAUACCCCUACAGCACCACUUCACAGUUCUUCGUGCCCGCCAGCCCCAGCACGACCUGCUGCGAGGCCGCCCCCCGCUCCGGGCCGGAUGCCUCCUCGGCGCCGGCCGCCGCCUCCCUCUGCUGCGCCCCGUACGAGAGCCGGCUGCUGGCGCCCGGCCGCGCCGAGCUCAAUGCGGCGCUGGGCAUGUACAGCGCCCCGUACGCCGCCGGCCAGGGCUACGGCAACUACCUGCCCUACGGCGCCGAGCCCGCCGCGCUCUACACCGCGCUGAACCCCCAGUAUGAAAUCAAAGACGGCGCCGGCACGUUGCACUCGGGAAUCGCGCAGCCCGCUACCUACUACUCCUACGAUCAUUCCUUGGGGCAGUACCAGUACGACAGGUACGGGACGGUGGAUUUCGGUGGUUCAGCCAGACGCAAAAAUGCGACGCGAGAGACGACGAGUACGCUCAAGACCUGGCUGUACGAGCACCGCAAAAACCCCUACCCCACCAAAGGAGAGAAAAUCAUGCUGGCUAUCAUCACUAAAAUGACCCUGACGCAAGUGUCCACUUGGUUCGCUAACGCCAGACGGAGGCUUAAAAAAGAAAACAAAAUGACCUGGUCUCCCAAGAACAAAGCGGGGGAAGAGAGGAAAGAAGAAACCCCGAGGGAAGAGGAUGAAUACAGUGCGGAGGGUGAAGGCAGAGAGCAGAAGAGCUACAAGGAGGACAAGGACCUGCGGUUCAGCGACCUGGAGGAGGAGGAAGAGGAGGAGGAGGAGGCGGGGAAGCCGGAGAAGGGCCGGACCAGCUCCCUGCAGGAAGCCCCCAGCCUGGGCGCGGCGCUGCCCGAGGCUCCGCGGAGCGACUGCAGCCUGCCCGGCCCCUUCCACGCCUUUCCUUGUGCCAAGGCCCCCGCCGCGGACUUCGCCCCCGCCUCCUUGGCCGCCCCGCCGCCGCCCUACGCGCCCGCGGAGAAGCCGCGCAUCUGGUCGCUGGCGCGCACCGCCGGGGCCAGCGCGGCGCGCAGGGGCAGCCCCGAGGGCCGCGGCGCGGAGGGAGGCGGCGGCGCGGCGGGGGAGCAGCCCCAGCCCGCCAAGGCCUUCCGGAGCUCCGCUUUCAACCUGCAGCCGCUCCCGCGCAGCUGCGCGUCCCACCGCGGCCUGGGGGAGCCGUGCCAGUUCGCGGCGGCGGGCGAAGGCUUCGGACGGGGCGCCAAGGGCGGCCCGGGAGGCACCGAGCUGGGUGGGAGCUGCCUGGACAGGCUGCGGACGGCGUUCCGGCCCGUGCUGCGGAGGGCCGCCCGCCCCAUCCUGGGCGCUGGCGACGGGGCUCCGGCUGUAAGGAAGCACUCGGCUUGCGCACCGAAGGAAACCUCUCCCCGGGCCGGCGGCGGCCUCGCGGCUCCGCCUGCCCUGCCCUCGCCGGGGAAGGGCCGCCGCGGCACAGCGUGCUGCGCACAUGGGGCCGAGGGGCACGGCGGGCGGAGCGGCCGCAGGACCGGCGCCUCCCCGCCGCUCGCCUGCCAUGUGUUCAAUAUUGCCCAUUGACGUCUUUGCAAAAAGGAAGAAAAACCCGCACCCUAAUAUUUUCUCUUUCCCCCCCAACCCCACGUCGUGGUUUGUUUCUCCUUUUCCUCCCAAACCUGCGCUCUCUGCUCAGCGCCCUGCUCUGCCAAGGGGCACCAGUGUGCAGUUGCUCCGCGCCAUCCAGGGGAGGAGAAGGAGGGGAAGCGGCGCAGGUUACGCCGGACUGUUUUUUUCCCCGUCUCUGUACAUAGAUUCCGCUGAAAGUAUUUUUCAGAGUCUCUAAUUAACACGGAUGAUCUGAACUCUACGAAGCCGUCAGUGACCUCGGAGCUCUCCAGCCAGGAGCCGGCACAGCCCGGGAGGAGCGGCCCCGGACACCCGCCACCCGCCCUGGGGCACGGCCGGGGCACCCCCGGGCAGCGGGUGGCGACCGGGCGGCAAAGUAGGACGUUGUUAGUGGGUCACCGCCAUCAGUCAGUCAGUCAAAAGAGCAGUGCUGCACUUUACAGGACAGACGAGAAAGAGAAACCGUAUCUCUGCAUUAUUUCUGUUUAAUUAAAAGUGUCAUCAAACACUUUGUGUUCAGACUAAUAAACCAAGCAGGGAUGAGGAAAGAAUGUUUCUUUGUUCCCGUCUCUAGGAGCAGUGGCAAUAAUUUAAAUUAAUAACUGUGGUAAUUAAGAGGUCAUCUAUAGAUCAACCCGAUACCUGCUAUUUCCAAGUUCACCGGGGUCAGCAUUUACAUUAAGUCAUUUGUGGUCAAUAGAGUCCAAUGAAUUCUGCCUUAAUAAAUCAGGGAAAUCA
Molecule: messenger RNA, 2391 nt
Organism: Poecile atricapillus (Black-capped chickadee)
Lineage: Eukaryota; Metazoa; Chordata; Aves; Passeriformes; Paridae
Gene: IRX6
Product: iroquois homeobox 6
Exons: 7
Coding region: 58-1608 (516 amino acids)
Biological process (GO): neuron differentiation; regulation of transcription by RNA polymerase II; cell development
Cellular component (GO): nucleus
Molecular function (GO): DNA-binding transcription factor activity, RNA polymerase II-specific; RNA polymerase II cis-regulatory region sequence-specific DNA binding
Source: RefSeq, a predicted model, not a curated record